AGAACGGUGUCAAGGAGGUGGUCUGAAGGAGAUGAGGAGUCUUUUAGCUGGCCUUUAGGGACCAGAGAUGAUCCAGGAACCACCUGCCAUGAGCUCAAACUCAUACAUCCACAUCUGAAUGAUAGCUACUUCUACAUGGACCCCAACCAAGGCUGUCCCUGUGAUGCUGUGAGGGUUUUCUGUAACUUCACGGCAGGAGGAACGACCUGCAUAGACCCUCGACAAACACGGAUUAAAAUAAGGAGGGAACCAGAUGUGAAGAAAUCAGAGUUCUGGUUUACUGAGCAGAAUGGUGGAAACAAGUUUGAGUACGCCGGUGUGGAUGUUGUCCAGCUGAGGUUUCUGCGGUUACACAGCCGCACAUCUUUCCAACACAUCAGUCUCAGCUGUGCAGCAAACCAGUCCAGAGCCGCUGCAGCCGAGUCAUUCAGUGAGAUCAUCCGUCUGAUGGGAGACUCUGGCAAAGAAAUCGAUUCACACCUCAUCACAGAGUCCAGAAAAGGCUGCGAGGUGGAUGUGGUUGUGAGGGUUCGGGGAAGCACUGAGCUGCAUCGGGGUGACAUGGAGUUCCUUCCAGUCAGAGAUCUGGGCGUAGAGACGAGCAGCGUUUCCCACCUCGCCUCUGAGGUCGCUGUGGUUUUAGGACCCCUCUGCUUCUUAUGACGACAGAGUUGGUGUGUUUGCUGGUCUGUAAAUAUCUCUGUCAUGUGUUGUGGAAAGCAGAUAUUUAUACUGUCUUUUGCUGUUGUUUUUUUAAGCGUAUUAUUUUGUUAGAGUAAGCUUACUCUCUGUUGUUCUGUAUUUUGUUGUGUAUUUAUUGAACUGGGAAACUGUUCACAUGAAUGACAUUUUUGUAAACUGCGAUGCUUGUUUAGCACAAAAUCUUCAA
Molecule: messenger RNA, 889 nt
Organism: Acanthochromis polyacanthus (spiny chromis)
Lineage: Eukaryota; Metazoa; Chordata; Actinopteri; Pomacentridae
Product: collagen alpha-3(V) chain-like
Exons: 5
Coding region: 136-663 (175 amino acids)
Molecular function (GO): extracellular matrix structural constituent
Source: RefSeq, a predicted model, not a curated record